GUCGCAACAUCAAUCGCUUCACCCCAAAUCGUCCGGGACUCCGUGUUGGCUUUUCAUUCGCUUGUGUGGCACUUGUUCUCCAUCUUUCCCCCGUUCCUUCGCUCUUAAACAGGCACAAUGUCUGACUACGGUGACCACGGUGACGAGGACAACUAUGACUUCGACGCCGGUCAGGACUACGAUGACAAUGAGCCCGAAGACUUCUUGAACCCCGAAGACAUUGAAGGUGUGGAAGGCGCAGAAGCAUACGGAGAGGACCACUACACCCCCGCAGUCAAUGGAGAUCGCGUUGUCGUUUCGGGCGAUCCCAGCGCCGGAUACUCUGGGAAAGUGAUGGAGCAAGUGCGGGAAAGGAAGGUGCCAAACGACCAGCGCACGACAACCCCCUACAUGACCAAGUAUGAGCGGGCGCGUGUUCUGGGCACCAGGGCCUUGCAAAUAAGGUGGGUCAUAGAUCGGUAUUUACUGAACGUUGGGGAUUGUUACUCUGACAUAUUAAUAGUAUGAACGCUCCUGUGCUUGUGGAUCUUGAAGGAGAGACAGAUCCCUUGCAGAUCGCCAUCAAGGAACUGAACCAGAAGAAAAUCCCCCUUAUUGUGAGAAGAUAUCUGCCUGAUGGAUGGUAAGCGGCAUCUUGAUUCCCUAGUUUUACAGAGUCAGGCUGACUGUUGUUUCUCUCAUUUAGGUACGAGGACUGGACAUGCGAA
This is a messenger RNA of Aspergillus pseudotamarii, 707 nucleotides long. RefSeq names its product DNA-directed RNA polymerase core subunit RPO26. Gene Ontology annotation, biological process: DNA-templated transcription. Gene Ontology annotation, molecular function: DNA-directed RNA polymerase activity; DNA binding. Lineage: Eukaryota; Fungi; Ascomycota; Eurotiomycetes; Eurotiales; Aspergillaceae. The annotation marks the transcript as partial. Gene Ontology annotation, cellular component: RNA polymerase III complex; RNA polymerase I complex; RNA polymerase II, core complex. The transcript is spliced from 2 exons. The record is from RefSeq and is a predicted model, not a curated record.